Messenger RNA from Lingula anatina, 1187 nucleotides. RefSeq names its product LYR motif-containing protein 9. The record is from RefSeq and is a predicted model, not a curated record. Lineage: Eukaryota; Metazoa; Brachiopoda; Lingulata; Lingulida; Lingulidae.
CAUUUCCAGCAUGGUUGCUUGCUUGCAGAUGAGCUGAUAAUAUAACAUUUCUUACUGUGUCUCUGAAGUUGUAUUAUGAGCUCAAAAAAUAUCAAAACUCCAGUCCAGCUUUAUAUGCAUUUAUUGCGACAAGUGAGAAAGCUGCCAAAAGAAGCACAGCCUUAUUACAAGAAUUACGUGAGACAGGGGUUUAACAGUCACUCUGAUGAAGAUGAUCCAGAACGCAUCCAAAUGAUCAUAGAAAGGUCAGUUAAGGAUGCAGAAUGGAUUGUAAACAAGUACACCAAAAAUGAAACAUGACAUGAAUUAUGGAAAAGCCAGUGGAAGUGCCAACAGCUUUGAAGAAGCCAAAUGAGCUAUAUGUGGAAGAGGAACAUCGCUACAUAUGAAGCUGUAAAAUGUCUUUAGUGAUUUUGUACAGAAAAAAAGAGUAUGGAAGUAAUAUCACAUGCUCUGUGGAGUGGUGUGGCAGGAGAAGUCAAAUAUCUUAAUAUAUUAUCUUUAAUUUAUUAAUAUAAUAUAUCUUAAUAUAUUAUUUUUAAUGUAGUCUUAAUGAACACAUUUUUGCACUCUUGUAACACUGCAAUAAUGAGAGUUGUCAAUUUAUCAAAGUUUAAACCCUGUUUCUGUCUGUUGCUCUUUACAUUGUUUCAGUCAGCUGGCCUUCCCAGCUGACACUAAACACUGGCAUGAGUGUCGAGAAAUAUAUUAAAAUUCCCAAACGGACAUCAGUGAAUAAACCUAGAAGAAAAUGAACGUUACUGUAAAAAAUAGAUUUUUGGCUAUGUUUUGGUUAUUAUUGUUUGUUUAAUUUGCUACAAAAUUUAACAAGUUUUCAAAAUUUUCUCCUGUACAUCAUCUUAAUUUGGUUGGCAAAACUUGUACCAAUUAGUCAAAUCAGAUAAGUCAAUUUACAUUUAAUAGCUCACAUACAUGUAUUAAGUGCUUAGAAUGUCAAUUAUUGAAUGAUCCUUAAUAGCUCUUAAUCCCUGAAUAUUACCUUAUGUCACUAUUGUAGUUAUGUGACUGUUUGGCCAUAGCCUUUGUAAAAUACGUUAUAACUUAUAAAUUUUUUAUCGUUAUUUUCAUCAAGCACAUUUGCAACAAACCAGAGAAAAUUAUUGAUUGUGGUAGUUGAGACAGAUUAUCGCUAUCGCAAUAAUAUUCAUCGUACUCCAUCUCUGAGA